ACAGUUAUCCCUGGAGCCUCACAAUCCCCCUGAGAGGAGAGAGAAUGGGAGAGGAACCACGACACUAACCCUGGACUACACACACUGACACACAACAGUAAUCCCUGGAGCCUGACAAACCCCCUGAGAGGAGAGAGAAUGGGAGAGAAACCACGACAUUAACCCUGGACUACACACACUGACACAACAGGGAAAAUGUAUGAAAUGUGUUGCUUUCUGUGACGGAAAGGGCCAGGAAUUAUAUCACUGGAUUGUUAAGGUUUCUUUCUCAAGGUCUGAGGCACACACACACACAGAGGGAGAGAGAAUGUCUUCAAUGUCAGAAGCAGACUCCCGCUGUAAACCAGGAGACACCAUCUGUAAUAUCCGUGUGUACGAGCAAGAAGUGAUCAUCGUGCCCAUCCUCCUAUUGGCUAGCUUCCUGGUCGUGCUGGUCUUCAUCAUCCUGCUACGGUACUGUCCUGAGAAGGUGGACCGCAUCCGACCACAGAACACUGUGGCCACGUCCAGAUCACAGCGCUCCAGAAGACAACUGCACGGCAUUGAUGCUCCCCUGGGUAUCAACCCGCUGGAACAUGAGACUAUUGCUCUCGAUACCCCCUCCUACUCUACCUUCUCAUCAACUCACUCCCACCCCUCCUCCAACCGUCUCUCCUUCUCCAUGAGGACUCCCUCUCUCCCCCCUAUCCCCCCACCCAAGACCUUCAUCCCAUCCUCCCUGUCCAGCCCCCUGCCCCAGGCGUUGACACCUUCCUUCACCCCUAUGGUCCAGCCCAGGGAGCUGCCUCGCCAGAGGCUGCCAGAGUCCUUCAACCUAGUGGCCUCGCUGCCCACAGCCUUCUCCCUGCGCUCUGACAAGGCUAUCUCUCUCUACAGGGCCCGCAUGGACAACAGGAACGCUGUGCUCCGAGUGCUCAACGACUCUGCAAGCGCCACAGAGAGGCACAACUUCCUGGGCUUUGCUUCCUUCUUGUCUCAGUUGGGGCCACACCCAUUCCUACCGGAGCUUCUGGGCGUGGUCUCUCUGCGUGUGCCCCUAGUUACCGUUGUUGAGGAGCUAGAGAACAGAGAUCUGCUCAGCUUCCUGUGGCGGUGCAGACAGGAUGGUGUGGGCGGGGAACCUCCAUGUGAGAUCACAGAGAGACGUAUAUUUACCAUGGCCAAACAAGUAGCCUCUGCUCUGGAGUUCCUCCACAGCCGAGACCUUCUUCAUGGCAAUGUCUGUGCUCACAGUGUAUUGGUCAGCCGGGAGCUGACGGCCAAGCUGUGGGGACUGGGCGGGGUCUACACCAGGAAUACCCAGGGAGCUACUAAGACUGAAGUUCCCAGCUUGAAGAAAUGGCAGGCCCCUGAGCUAUUGGCUAGGAGGCCUGCCAAUCAUAGCAGUGACGUCUGGUCGUUUGGCAUUUUGUUGUUUGAAAUGGCGACCUUGGGUGAUGCUCCGUUUUCAGAUAUCUCCGUCAACGAGCUUCUACAGUUUCACCAGAGAGGGAAAACACUGAGAAAGCCAGCCAACUGCUCCAACUCACUGUACUCCAUCAUCAAGGCCUGCUGCCAAUGGAAGGAGCAGGAUCGCGCCACGUUGGCCGAGGUCGACCGCAAGCUCCAAUCAGGAGAGAAGAGUGCCAACGACAAAGUCCUCAAGGUGCCUGAGCCAAUCAACAUCGAGCAGUACCUGCAAGAGGCUGGAUAUGGGGAGUCCAACAGCUACACUGUUUUCUGAGUGUCAGCUGUGCCGUCCAAUGAAAUGCACUAUGCCGAGGGACGACGGUGGAUGUUUAUAUAUGUUUGCCUCCAUUCAUUACAGAAAGAUAUUCACUUCCUUCUGCUCUUUUUCAGUCCCCUUCACGGGGGACUGCAUUUUUUUGUACCAUAGACUUAUGAUAAGUGUACUUGAACAGAUGCAAUCGUUGAGUCAACUUCAGUUUGUAGAUGAUUGUGUAUAUCAGUGGAGGCUGCUGAGGGGAGGACGGCUCAUAAUAAUGGCCAGAAUGGAGGGAAUGGAAUGGUAUCAAUUUCAUGUGUUUGAUAGUAUUCCAUUCACUCAAUUCCAGCUGUUCCACUCCAUUCCUGUCAUUAUUAUGAGCCGUCCUCCCCUCAGCAGCCUCCACUGAUGUACACUACCGUUCAAAAGUUUGGGGUCACUUAAACAUUUCCUUGUCUUCCAUGAAAACAUACAUGAGAUGAGUUGCAAAAUGAGUAGGAAAUAUAGUCAAGACAUUGACAUGGUUAUAAAUAAGGAUUUUUCAUCGAAAUAAUAAUUGUGUCCUUCAAACUUUGCUUUCGUCAAAGAAUCUUCCAUUUGCAGCAAUUACAGCCUUGCAGACCUUUGACAUUCUAGUUGUCAAUUUGUUGAGGUAAUCUGAAGAGAUUUCCCCCCAUGCUUCCUGAAGCACCUCCCACAAGUUGGUUUGGCUUGAUGGGCCCUUCUUACGUACCAUGCGGUCAAGUUGCUCCUACAACAGCUCAAUAGGGUUGAGAUCCGGUGACUGUGCUGGCCACUCCAUUAUAGACAGAAUACCAGCUGACUGCUUCUUCCCUAAAUAGUUAUUGCAUAGUUUGGAGCUGAGCUUUGGGUCAUUGUCCUGUUGUAGGUGGAAAUUGGCUCCAUUUUUAAGCGCCAUCCACAGGGUAUGUGUAACGGGUGUCGUCAUCGGAUGAGGAAUAAUGCUUUUUAUUUAAACUGAACACUAUAACAAAAUAACAAAGAGAAUAAACGAAACCAAAACAGUUCUGUCAGGUGCAGAAAACACUAAACAGAAAAUAACUACCCACAAAACAUAGGUGGGAAAAAGCUAC
Messenger RNA from Oncorhynchus gorbuscha (pink salmon), 2799 nucleotides. Its product is annotated as tyrosine-protein kinase STYK1-like. The record is from RefSeq and is a predicted model, not a curated record. Gene Ontology annotation, cellular component: signaling receptor complex. The transcript has 10 exons. Gene Ontology annotation, molecular function: ATP binding; transmembrane receptor protein tyrosine kinase activity. Gene Ontology annotation, biological process: positive regulation of kinase activity; multicellular organism development; protein phosphorylation. Bases 200 to 1723 code for a protein of 507 amino acids. Lineage: Eukaryota; Metazoa; Chordata; Actinopteri; Salmoniformes; Salmonidae.